UCCAAGAUGGCGGUACCUGGUAAACGUAAUUCAGUUAGGUUUAUGUACACUGUGUACAUUCGUUUGAGUUUUAUCAUGCUUUCCAUCUUUUUAUCGUUCCAAAUACACAGAUCCGAAGGAUCAUCUGCUCACCGUACUCUGGCCAAUUUGGAUCAGAAAGACCUCGUAGUGCUAUGUCAAGUCACACCAAAUUUGACUUUUCUUCAUCUGGGCUGGUUCCAGUGUCCCACCACAGAAGAAUGCAAGUCCAACCUGGAUAAAUACCUAAUUGCGCAUAUCUUCAACAGCAGCACUGUGGUGGUAGUUGAUCGGGAAAAAUUUGCAUUAAAUGUCACUGGAGCAUUGACUAUCCUUAAAGUAACACCUGAAUAUGACAAUAAAACGCUACUUUGCAUAAUAAAAAAUCCUCUUAUUGGAUCAGAGGAAUUCAGCACACUCUUGGAAAUUUCUAAAGAACCACCAAAAAUAAUUUCCAAAAGUCUGCUAACUGUCUAUGUAGUGAAAGAUAUGAAACUGGUUUUGGAGUGUUAUGCUGUUGGUUAUCCUUUACCCCAAGUGACAUGGACACGUGAUAAUAAACUCCUGAAGAACGAAACAAGUACCUAUGCAAACUUUGAGAGGCAAACUGCUACUAUGGAAGACAAUGGAUCAUAUACCUGUCGAGCCAAGAAUUCUUUAGGAUAUGAUAAUCACACUGUGCGAGUAAUUGUUAUUGGAAAGGAAGACGUGGAGUCUCCGAUAGACUGCAAUAAGCUCUUAAUCGUGGUAAUCGUGCUUAUCGUGCUUUUGUUUGGGGUACUCGUGAUUGCUUUUGCAGUCAUUUUUUGCCUGGUUCAGAAGAACAAGAAGCUUGACCUGCUCAGCAAGAAUAGUUCCGAUGAACAAAAGGACGAGGAUGGAUCGCUGGAGCUACUUCCCAAUCCUGUCGUACGCAAGGAUCUUUCGCAACCAGUCGAUUCGUACCUGAAGUCAGACGUUUCGUUGCCAGUUUACCUCGAUGCAACUGAGCUGUAAAGGCUCCGUCUUGGCUUCUGGUUUAGGCUGUCGAAGGUUGUGGCAAUGGUCUCAUGCGAAAUGAAGGCGUCCCUGUAAGUUUCUCGUGAUACUCCACUGUUGCAGGUCCUGUGCUACCAUUUAUUGCAGCCAUCGCACAAAUGAGCUUUAAUGUACGAUAUUAUGUAUCAUAUUAGGGUAAUGGAACACGCAAAUUAUGCCACAGUUUCAUAGACAUUUUUUGGCAACAAGCAUCAAGCUUAGGAGCCCAAAAGAAUUUGUUUUUGGUCAUCAAGAACACUUGAAUGUUUUCUUUUGAAACUUUUCUAUUUUCGCGCGUUCUUUAUGGGAUCUGUACGACGCUGAAACAAGACUCUAGUUUCCAAAACUAUAAGUCAAAUGGGCUACUAGAAAAUAAAAUAAUACUGUAGCUGAAUAAUAAAUCCCUUAUUUGAUGGUUUGACAUAUAACACGAGCGAACAAUUUGCUUAUUGCUUGCCCUAUUUUUCCUCGUUCUUACUGGCUCGGAAAAUACUUCGCAACGCGUUCAACUCGCAAAAUUUGUGCUCGUAUUACAUAUUAAACCAUCGAAUAGGCUGCAAGUAUCUUUACUGUGGACCAAUAAAGUUCUAAGGUUAAAUUAAUUUUUAAGUUAAGUUAGAUUUAAGCUUAUAAAUACUAGAAGAACUCCGAUUUUUUGGAAAGGUUGCAGAACAAAGCGAUGCGAAUAAUUUAAGAGUAAAUCCCUUAACGUGCACACAGUCAAUGAGGGAGAGGCUUGGCCUGUUAACAUUAUCCAGUAGGCGCCGCUAUCUUCGUCUCCAACUAGUAUAUAAAAUUGUAAAUGAUUGUCACUGUCCCAGCAAACUUCAAGGGUAUUUUGUAUUGAGAUCAGAACUUCGUCGUAAAGCCCACAGAGAUAGUAAGGAACUCCAUCUCCCAAGAUACAAAACAGCUAUGGGCCAGUCAACAUUCGAGUAUGCCGCUGCAAAGGAAUAGAAUGACCACCCCAAAGAACUGCGUGCUUGCGAAACGCUGAUAAUUUUUAAAAUUAAAACUUUUAAACUUCUAUAAGAAUAAGACAAGGCACAAC
This is a messenger RNA of Stylophora pistillata, 2086 nucleotides long. Its product is annotated as contactin-5. The record is from RefSeq and is a predicted model, not a curated record. Gene Ontology annotation, cellular component: adherens junction. Gene Ontology annotation, biological process: homophilic cell-cell adhesion; heterophilic cell-cell adhesion. Lineage: Eukaryota; Metazoa; Cnidaria; Anthozoa; Scleractinia; Pocilloporidae.